GCGCUCAGCCACCCGCGGCCGUAACUAGAAGUCGAAACAAAACAAGCGGCUGAGGCGGCGGCGGCGGCGGUGGCGACGGGACGGGGGAGGGGCGCGCCGGAACCGGAACCGACCAGGCGCCGGAACCGGAACCGAGAGCGGGUUGCCAGGGCCCUAAGAGGGCUGGCGGCGGCGGCCUCGCUCGGCUGUCGGUUCCUUGUUGGAGAAUUUGGCCACAAAGAGUUGCCAAGAUAGCUGGGCCAGGAAGAAAGCGCCGUAGCCCUGACCCAGACGCCGUUGCCGACCCCGGGGCACUCUGGCUGUCGACCAAGCGGCUCAAGAUGUCUGGCGGGGCCAGCGCCACGGGCCCAAGGAGAGGUCCCCCAGGAUUGGAGGAGGCCACCAGUAAGAAGAAGCAGAAGGAUCGAGCAAACCAGGAGAGCAAGGAUGGCGAUCCUAGGAGAGAGUUGUUGCUUGAUUGGAGGCAGAGUGCAGAUGAGGUGAUUGUCAAGCUGCGUGUGGGAGCGGGUCCCCUGCGGCUGGAGGACGUGGAUGCUGCUUUCACAGACACAGACUGCGUGGUGCGGCUUCCAGGUGGUCGGCAGUGGGGUGGUGUUUUCUAUGCUGAGAUAGAAAGUUCUUGCGCCAAAGUACAAGCCCGUAAAGGUGGCCUCCUGCAGCUGGCACUGCCCAAGAAGGUGCCUCUGCUCACGUGGCCCUCUCUUCUGAAGAAACCUCUAGGGACCCAGGAGGCGGUGCCAGGGCUGCGGUGCCAGGAGAAUGGGCAGGAGCCCUCUCCCAUUGCCCUGGAGCCAGGCCCUGAGCCCCGUCGGGCUAAACAGGAGGCCCGGAACCAGAAGCGGGCCCAGGGCCGUGGUGAGGUAGGCGCAGGGGCUGGCCCUGGGGCCCAGGCGGGGCCCAGCGCCAAGAGGGCUGUGCAUCUCCGCAGAGGGCAAGAGGGGGAAGGGUCCAGAGAUGGGCCUGGACCCCGGGGUGAUGCUCCCCCUUUCUUGACUGAGACAGCCACCCAGGCCGAGGCUGAGGAACAGCUCCGGGUACCACCGCUGAACCCCCAGACCUGCCUCUUGGGCUCAGAGGAGAAUCUAGCACUCUUGGCAGGAGAGAAGACCGUGUCCCCCAGGAAUGAUCCAGUCUCCCCAGCCAUGGCCCGGAGCAGAGACCCUGAGAAAGGUGACCGUUCCAAAGAGGAGAUGGCAGUGGCAGCAGAUGCUAUAACCUUGGUGGAUGGUAAAGAGCCGGAGUCCAUGGUGAACCUGGCAUUUGUCAAGAAUGACUCAUAUGAGAAGGGGCCAGAUUCAGUGGUGGUGCACGUGUAUGUGAAAGAAAUCCGCAGGGACACCUCUCGAGUGCUUUUCCGCGAGCAGGACUUCACGCUUAUCUUCCAGACCAGGGAUGGAAACUUCCUGAGACUGCACCCGGGCUGUGGGCCCCAUACCAUCUUCCGUUGGCAGGUGAAGCUCAGGAACCUGAUUGAGCCCGAGCAGUGCACCUUCUGCUUCACGGCCUCUCGCAUUGACAUCUGCCUCCGUAAGCGGCAAAGUCAGCGCUGGGGGGGCCUGGAGGCCCCAGCUGCACGAGGUGCAGUGGGUGGUGCAAAGGUUGCCGUGCCGACAGGUCCAACCCCUCUGGAUUCAACCCCACCAGGAGGUGCCCCCCACCCCCUCACGGGCCAGGAAGAAGCUCGGGCUGUGGAGAAGGAAAAACCCAAGGCUCGAUCUGAGGACACGGGGCUGGAUGGUGUGGCGGCCCGCACCCCCAUGGAGCAUGUGGCCCCAAAGCCAGAGCCACACCUGGCCUCACCCAAGCCCACAUGUAUGGUGCCCCCGAUGCCCCACAGCCCCGUGAGCGGAGACAGUGUGGAGGAAGAGGAGGAGGAAGAGAAGAAGGUGUGUCUGCCAGGCUUUACUGGCCUUGUCAAUCUAGGCAACACCUGCUUCAUGAACAGUGUCAUUCAGUCUUUGUCUAACACUCGGGAGCUCCGGGACUUCUUCCACGACCGCUCCUUUGAGGCCGAGAUCAACUACAACAACCCACUGGGGACUGGUGGGCGUCUGGCCAUUGGCUUUGCUGUGCUGCUCCGGGCACUGUGGAAGGGCACCCACCAUGCCUUCCAGCCUUCCAAGUUGAAGGCCAUUGUGGCGAGCAAGGCCAGCCAGUUCACAGGCUAUGCGCAGCAUGAUGCCCAGGAGUUCAUGGCUUUCUUGCUGGAUGGGCUGCACGAAGACCUGAAUCGCAUUCAGAACAAGCCCUACACAGAGACCGUGGACUCGGAUGGGCGGCCCGAUGAGGUGGUGGCUGAAGAAGCAUGGCAGCGGCACAAGAUGAGGAAUGACUCUUUCAUCGUAGACCUAUUUCAGGGCCAGUAUAAGUCGAAGCUGGUGUGCCCUGUGUGUGCCAAGGUCUCCAUCACUUUUGACCCAUUCCUCUACCUACCGGUGCCCUUGCCACAGAAGCAAAAGGUUCUCCCUGUCUUCUAUUUUGCCCGGGAGCCCCACAGCAAGCCCAUCAAGUUUUUGGUGAGCAUCAGCAAGGAGAACUCCAGCGCAAGUGAAGUGUUGGACUCCCUCUCUCAGAGUGUGCAUGUGAAGCCUGAGAACCUGCGUCUGGCUGAGGUGAUUAAGAAUCGUUUCCACCGUGUGUUCCUGCCCUCCCACUCACUGGACACUGUGUCCCCAUCUGACACGCUCCUCUGUUUUGAGCUGCUAUCCCCAGAGUUGGCUAAGGAGCGGGUGGUGGUGCUAGAGGUGCAGCAGCGCCCCCAGGUGCCCAGCAUCCCCAUCUCCAAGUGUGCAGCCUGCCAGCGGAAGCAGCAGUCAGAGGAUGAGAAGUUGAAGCGCUGUACCCGGUGCUACCGUGUGGGCUACUGUAACCAGCUCUGCCAGAAAACCCACUGGCCUGACCACAAGGGUCUCUGCCGCCCUGAGAUCAUUGGCUACCCAUUUCUGGUCAGUGUACCUGCCUCACGUCUCACUUAUGCUCGUCUUGCUCAGCUGCUAGAGGGCUACGCCCGGUACUCUGUGAGUGUAUUCCAGCCACCCUUCCAGCCUGGCCGUAUGGCCUUGGAGUCCCAAGGCCCUGGCUGCACGACACUGCUUUCCACUAGCUCCCUGGAUGCUGGGGACAGUGAGAGGGACCCGAUUCAGCCGCCUGAGCUCCAGUUGGUGACCCCUGUGGCUGAGGGAGACACAGGGGUCCCACGGGCAUGGGCGGCUCCUGACCGGGGCCCUGUGCCCAGCACCAGUGGAGUUUCUCCUGAGGUGCUGGUCAGUGGGCCUGUUGAAGUUGGCUCCUUGCCGGCUGGUGAGAGAGUGUCUCGGCCCGAAGCUGCUGUGCCUGGAUAUCAGCACCCAAGUGAAGCCAUGAAUGCCCACACACCCCAGUUCUUCAUCUAUAAAAUUGACGCAUCUAACCGAGAGCAGCGGCUGGAGGACAAAGGAGACACCCCCCUGGAGCUGGGUGAGGACUGCAGCCUGGCUCUAGUCUGGCGGAACAAUGAGCGCCUGCAGGAGUUCGUGUUGGUAGACUCCAAGGAGCUGGAGUGUGCUGAGGAUCCAGGCUCUGCUGGUGAGGCUGCCCGUGCUGGCCACUUCACUCUGGACCAGUGCCUGAACCUCUUCACCCGGCCUGAGGUGUUGGCACCUGAGGAGGCUUGGUACUGCCCGCAGUGUAAACAACACCGAGAGGCCUCCAAGCAGCUGCUGCUAUGGCGCCUUCCUAACGUACUCAUUGUGCAGCUCAAGCGCUUCUCCUUCCGGAGUUUCAUCUGGCGUGACAAGAUCAACGACUUGGUGGAGUUCCCUGUUCGGAACCUGGACCUGAGCAAGUUCUGCAUCGGUCAGAAAGAGGAACAGCUGCCUAGCUACGACCUGUAUGCCGUCAUCAACCACUACGGAGGCAUGAUCGGCGGCCACUAUACCGCCUGUGCACGCCUGCCCAGUGACCGCAGCAGCCAGCGCAGCGACGUGGGCUGGCGCUUGUUUGACGACAGCACGGUGACGACAGUAGACGAGAGCCAGGUCGUGACGCGUUAUGCCUAUGUACUCUUCUACCGCCGGCGGAACUCUCCUGUGGAGAGGCCCCCCAGGGCAGGUCACUCUGAGCACCACCCAGAUCUAGGCCCUGCAGCUGAGGCUGCUGCCAGCCAGGGACUAGGCCCUGGCCAGGCCCCCGAGGUGGCCCCCACGCGGACAGCCCCUGAACGCUUCGCCCCCUCUGUGGACCGCCCAGCCCCCACCUACAGCAACAUGGAGGAGGUCGAUUAGCAGGUCCCUGGCUGGUGGGGUGGGGUGGGGACUGGGUUUGGGGAAUCCCUGACAGAGGGUCAGCUCUUUACCGCUUCUCCUUCUCUAACCCAGAGGACACUGGCUUCAUCAGUGGGGGUUGGGGGGUAUGAUUGAGGUGGGAACCUCACAGGUUGGGCCCUCUUCUCAGCUUGACCCCCCCCAACCCAUGGGCCUUGGCUUCUCCAGCCACCCCCAGUGCAGCGUGAUUUGAUUCUCAGUUGUACCUUCAAUUCUUUCUGACUCGCAUCAUAAACGUUAUAAUUUUAUUCUAAAAAUUGUAAUUUUUUUUUUUUGCA
Molecule: messenger RNA, 4579 nt
Organism: Neomonachus schauinslandi (Hawaiian monk seal)
Lineage: Eukaryota; Metazoa; Chordata; Mammalia; Carnivora; Phocidae
Gene: USP19
Product: ubiquitin specific peptidase 19
Biological process (GO): protein deubiquitination
Molecular function (GO): cysteine-type deubiquitinase activity
Source: RefSeq, a predicted model, not a curated record